ACUAUAAAUUGGAGCUUGCGCCAUUCUCCCUUCAUCACCUUCUUCUUCAUUUCCUCAAUUCUCACUCCACUUUGAUGGUCGUUUCAUUUUUCUUCAUUUCUCUUUUCAGUUAGUUUUAUUUCUAGUUUUCUCGCAGUUUCCACCAAUUUCUGGGAGAAGAAAUGGCGGCUAACGGGAACGGACGCGUGCCCACGGCUCCCAGCGCCGGCGGAGUAGGGCGGAACGGGUUGGCGAAGAUUCAGACGAAUAAAAGAGCGGAGGGUGUUUGUCACGACGACAGUACGCCGCCGGUGAAGGCUCAGACGAUUGACGAGCUCCAUUCUCUGCAGAUGAAGAAGUCGGCGCCGACCACUCCCAUCGAUGGGAUGAAAGGCCCCUUUGCGGCGUUCUCUGAGGACGAACGCAGCAAGCAGCAACUUCAGUCCAUCAGUGCUUCACUGGCAUCCUUGACAAGAGAGACUGGACCUAAGGUGGUGAAAGGGGACCCGGCGAGGCAGUCGGAGACCCCUCGAGUAUCGCACGUCAGCCACGAAAUCACCCCCACCAUUAGUGUCAGUGACAGUUCUUUGAAGUUCACUCAUAUCCUCUACAACCUCUCACCUGCCGAGCUUUAUGAGCAGGCCAUAAAGUACGAAAAAGGGUCUUUCAUUACAUCUAGCGGUGCAUUGGCAACCCUUUCAGGGGCGAAGACUGGGCGUUCUCCAAAGGACAAACGUGUCGUAAGAGAUGAGACCACUGAGCAUGAUCUUUGGUGGGGAAAGGGCUCGCCAAACAUCGAAAUGGACGAGCACACCUUCAUGGUUAACAGAGAAAGGGCAGUGGAUUACUUGAAUUCCUUGGAUAAGGUCUUUGUCAAUGAUCAAUUCCUGAACUGGGAUCCAGAGAACCGUAUCAAAGUCAGGAUAGUUUCAGCCAGGGCUUACCAUUCCUUGUUCAUGCAUAACAUGUGUAUCCGACCCACUCCUGAAGAGCUGGAGAAUUUUGGUACUCCGGACUUCACUAUAUACAAUGCUGGACAGUUCCCAUGUAAUCGUUACACACACUACAUGACAUCUUCUACUAGCAUAGAUUUAAACCUUGCUAGAAGGGAAAUGGUCAUCCUCGGCACUCAGUACGCCGGGGAGAUGAAGAAAGGCCUUUUCAGUGUUAUGCACUAUCUCAUGCCUAAGCGUCAAAUCCUGUCCCUCCAUUCUGGCUGCAAUAUGGGCAAAGAUGGAGAUGUUGCUCUCUUCUUUGGCUUGUCAGGUACGGGAAAAACUACUUUGUCUACUGAUCACAAUCGGUACCUAAUUGGAGACGAUGAACAUUGCUGGGGUGAUAAUGGUGUGUCGAACAUUGAAGGAGGCUGCUAUGCCAAGUGUAUCGAUCUUUCAAGGGAGAAGGAGCCUGAUAUUUGGAACGCCAUCAAGUUUGGGACAGUUUUGGAGAAUGUGGUGUUUGACGAGCAUACUAGAGAAGUGGAUUACUCUGACAAAUCCGUUACAGAGAAUACUCGAGCUGCCUAUCCCAUUGAGUACAUCCCAAAUGCUAAAAUUCCAUGUGUUGCCCCACACCCCAAGAAUGUCGUACUCUUGGCAUGUGAUGCAUUCGGCGUGCUCCCUCCAGUGAGCAAGCUAAGUCUGGCACAGACAAUGUACCAUUUCAUCAGCGGCUACACUGCCCUGGUGGCUGGGACUGAAGACGGAAUUAAGGAGCCACAAGCAACAUUCUCGGCUUGCUUUGGAGCUGCCUUUAUAAUGAUGCAUCCUACCAAAUAUGCAGCCAUGUUAGCUGCAAAGAUGGAGAAGCAUGGUGCAACAGGGUGGCUCGUUAACACUGGCUGGUCUGGUGGAAGAUAUGGUUCUGGGAGUCGUAUCAAACUAGCAUACACUCGAAAAAUCAUUGAUGCAAUACACUCCGGCAGCCUGUUGAAGGCUAAUUACAAGAAGACUGAGGUGUUUGGACUCGAGAUCCCAACCGAGGUUGAGGGUGUGCCUUCGGAGAUCUUGGAACCUAUGAAUACCUGGUCUGAUAAGAAGGCCUACAAGGAGACACUGCUGAAACUGGCUGGCCUGUUCAAGACAAACUUUGAAGGGUUUGUGGCUCACAAGAUCGGGAAGGAUGACAAGUUGACUGAUGAAAUUCUUGCUGCUGGUCCUGUUCUCUGAUCAGCCCCAGGAUGAGAAGAACCGAAUAUCUGCACGAGUUGGAACUGAACCCAUGAAAACUAUUUUAUAUUUACGCAUAUAUAGGUGUUAUCAAUUAUAUCUUUCUGUUUUAUGUAAUUCUUCCAGUUAAUUUUAAAGAAAGAAAGAGCAGAUAUUUGGUUCAUCGCAAGA
Molecule: messenger RNA, 2318 nt
Organism: Sesamum indicum (sesame)
Lineage: Eukaryota; Viridiplantae; Streptophyta; Magnoliopsida; Lamiales; Pedaliaceae
Product: phosphoenolpyruvate carboxykinase (ATP) 1
Biological process (GO): gluconeogenesis
Cellular component (GO): cytosol
Molecular function (GO): phosphoenolpyruvate carboxykinase (ATP) activity; ATP binding
Source: RefSeq, a predicted model, not a curated record